This is a messenger RNA of Neoarius graeffei (lesser salmon catfish), 2080 nucleotides long. RefSeq names its product porphobilinogen deaminase-like. The transcript has 14 exons. Gene Ontology annotation, cellular component: cytoplasm. Lineage: Eukaryota; Metazoa; Chordata; Actinopteri; Siluriformes; Ariidae. The coding region runs from base 144 to 1232 and encodes 362 amino acids. Gene Ontology annotation, molecular function: hydroxymethylbilane synthase activity. The record is from RefSeq and is a predicted model, not a curated record. Gene Ontology annotation, biological process: heme biosynthetic process.
GAAGAAUCAGCAUCAGGACAUUCACCCGUGUUCAGAGUGCUCACUCUAACUCUGGACCGCUGACUUAGUGCUGUUCGAACGCCGGGGAUUGUUCGCAUGUCCAUCUCAGUGACUGUGUGGUAAAUAUCCGAGAGCUUGGGAAAAUGUCUGGAGGCAAAAAAGCAGAAAUAAAUUCUGAGGAUGGAGAAAGCAUAGCCAGUAGGGUCAUUCGCAUCGGGACGAGGAAAAGCCAGCUGGCUCGCAUUCAGACGGACAGUGUGGCAGAGAAGCUGAAAGACUUGUACCCCGACGUGCACUUUGAAAUAGUUGCCAUGUCGACGAUAGGUGACAAAAUACUCGACACUGCUCUAUCAAAGAUAGGUGAAAAGAGUCUCUUCACAAAGGAGUUAGAAAACGCUUUGGAAAGAAAAGAGGUUGACCUGGUCGUCCACUCUUUGAAAGACUUGCCCACGAGUCUUCCUGUGGGUUUUACUAUAGGAGCCGUCCUCAAGCGAGAAAACCCCUUUGAUGCAGUCGUUUUGCACCCCAAAAAUGUUGGGAAACGUCUCGAUUCACUACCGAACAAGAGCAUUGUAGGCACGAGUUCCCUUCGCCGGGCUGCGCAGCUAAAGAAACGGUUUCCUCACCUGGAGUUUAAGGACAUUAGAGGUAACCUCAACACUCGCCUGAAGAAGCUGGACGAGAGCAGUGACUUCGCUGCUAUUAUUCUGGCUGCAGCUGGACUGAAGAGGAUGGACUGGGAAAGGAGAAUCAGCCAGAUCCUUGGUCCUGAUGAUUGCAUGUAUGCAGUUGGACAGGGAGCUCUGGCUGUGGAGGUGAGGUCUUGUGAUGAGGACAUCCUGGAGAUGGUGUCCGUGCUGCAUGAUUGGGACACGAUGCUGCGCUGUAUCGCUGAGAGAGCUUUCCUCAAACGCCUGGAAGGAGGAUGCAGUGUUCCAGUUGCUGUUCAUACAGAAAUGAAGGAUUCUCAGUUGUAUCUGACAGGAGCAGUGUACAGUUUAGACGGCUCAGACAGCCUGAAGGAGACCAUGCAGACCAGUGUCGAGUCUGAGGAUCAGGAGCAGGAGAAGGUGGAUGAGCGAGUGCAGCGUGUAGGAGUUACAGCGCUGAAGGUGUCAGGAGCGGCUCAGGACGCAGCUGAGAAGCUCGGCAGGGACCUCGCCAAUCUGCUGCUUAGCAAAGGAGCCAAAGAGAUCCUGACUGUGGCCAGACAGCUUAACGAUGCACAGUAGAUUUGUAGUUUUCGUUCCAUUAUCCAGCAGCCAAGUGGAAAUGCCAUUUCAAACACAUACAUUCUUUAUCGUACCUUUACACUGGCAUGCUGUUAUAGGAAAAUAAUCCGUGUUCUGAAACAGAGUCAACCUGAGGUUGAUUUAUUUUCCAAUAACAUCAUGUCCUAAGUGUUUUUUUUUUUUAAUUCCUUUUAUAUAACCGCUAUUCACCAACACUGAGAAUUUUAUACUUAUUAAAGGAUGGCACGUCAUACUUUUUGUCUGUUUUUAUAUUGUGGAACAUCACUUACAGUAUAUCAGUUCUACUCACCAUCCUCUCAAUGAUGGUAAUUAAACAAAAAAAUAUUUAUCAAGUUACCAAGAAACCACAAUAUCCUCCUUCCUUUCCUGCAUCGGAAAGCUUCAAUUUACAGCUCUGAGUGUUACAAAGAGCACUGACCCUGAGAAAAACAAUCAGUGCGUUUACAUGCACAUAGAGAAAAUCGAAUUUCUGCCGUGGCUCGACUGAAAUCGAAGUUCUAAAUGCCAUGGAAACACCUUAGCUCGGCUGAAAUCGAACCGAACUGGAUUUCUCGUAAUCGAGCUACGCGACCUAGAUUAUGCGAUUGUAGCCGAGCUACUUGGUGCAUGUAAACCCUAUCGAGCUACGUAGUCGAGCUACUUACUUCAGCACUGCCCCUUCCGGAAGUGACGAGACCACAAGCGGGAAACACAACAGCCUCGGUCGGCAUGACAACAGUAAUAGAAACGUGCACUUCUGGAGCAAUGAGGAGACAGAGUUCAUGCUCAUUCAGCUUAAGGAGUUGAAUAUAUAUAUAUAUGUGAUUCCACGCUUAUGGGUACUGAAA